CUGGAUCAGACGCGCGCGCGUUUCUGUCAUGCCGCCCCCGCUUGAGGAUGGCUGCGCUCUCGCCAGCGUCUCUGCCCUCGCGGUGACGUUUUCCUCGCGCGGAUCAAAAUGUGUUUUGACACAUGGGGCGGGACAAAUCCCCAUUCUAUAAGCCUUCUCCUGAUUGGUCCGCGUACACAGGAAGUUGUGUCAGGAAGACCUUGACUGACAAGACGGCUGGAGCCGGGACAGUUGCGGUGGUUUUGGCAUUUUGGCAACGAUACUUUGCUUGAGGUAAGUGGAAUUCACAGCAGUUCUUCCCGAAAAGUACGGAUACUCCUCAGUAAACUAUGCCGUUUUCGAAUUAACAAUUCUACAAGGACAAAAAUCAAUUCGAUAACUUAGAAUUGCUUAGGAAUAUGUAGUUAGCACGAGUAAAAUAUGUCAAUAGCUAUAUGCUAGCGAUAGCUACUGCGGGGGUCAAAAUGGCCGAAGCUAACUGAUGUUCAUUUCAAAUCGUCAUUUCACUUAACUGUAAUACAUUUCAGGAUAACGUCCAGUGAUGAUACAAUUAAAGUGUGCUUCACUUGUUGAAUUUAAACAUGGUGGUGUUUUUCACGGCUUAAUUUGAUUUGUUAUAUCUCCGUGUGUGUGCGUAUUUAGUUUCCCCACUUGUUCGCCGAGUCCCAGUCACAUGGCAGAUAAAAAAGAGGAGGAAUUGCGCAAAGCAGCCAUGAAUUUGGUUGCCAUGUUGAGAUCGUCGAUCAAUGAUCCAGCAGCAAACACUCAGGGUGAGGCCUCUGUGAACCUCACAAGUGCUAGGGACAUACAGGAACGGCAAACACCACCCAGGCAAAAUUCAGCCUGUGUACCUGGCCAGGUGUCUUCUGGGAUUUCUUUGCAGCGCAAUAUGGCCAGGAGUUUCCCUGGGUUAUUUAAGGAGAAGCAGAGUUCCAGGGCUCUUACCUCUAAGAAAAGGCUUGGCUCAAAAAAACACCCUGUGCCUUUUUUUCUGCUUAAUUCGUCCUGCGAGAAAACUCCCAAAACAUCAGAGGAAAUGACCCUCCUGCAGGCUGGGCUGGGACGAAGGACAGUCUGCAUUGCCGAGGAUGCUGGUCAUAAGGAGAUUACAAAUGCUCUUUGCGAGGCUUAUCCAAAGAUGGUUGAAUUGGAGGGGGCCUGGAUGCUGUACAAAGCCAUUGGAGGAUCUGGUCAACGAAAGCUAAAUUUAUUGUCACCUGAGGAGGAGGGAUAUACAGGAGCCAGUCUUGUGCGGGCUUGGGCAGGCAAGACUUGUCUCUAUAUCAUGCCCAUCCAGCAUAUCCUGGAUACGUCCCCCUUGCCUUUCACAGCACCAGAGUUUCAGGCCAUGCCGAAAGCUCGCUGUCUGACGUGCAAGGAUUAUGUGCCACUGCAGCUCCUCAGCCUACAUGUAAAGACGUGCCUUUCGGAUUUUAAUGAUGAGACUAAACCUGAUGAAGAUGAUGAUAAUGAUGAUGUCAUCAGUGUACAUAGUGACAAUGCUGUGGCAUUUCCUGAUGUUCAGGCAUCCAUAGAGAAUGAGGUUUCUUGCCCAAUGUGCUGUGAACUGUUUACACAAGAUGACAUCUGUGCACAUGCAAGUGUUUGUGGAGAAAGCUUGCCAAAUGAGGAAUAUAUUGGUAUGAAGCACACCAGUAACCACUUCAGCAGCUUAUCAGCCAUUCUGGAGGCUUUACGAGUCAAAGUUGACACAACCCAAACCUUUAUCAUCAAUGUGACACGUAAGGAUCUGUUCCAAAGGGGACUGAAACAAUGGGCUAGGCAGAAGCAUGCCUCUCCAAAAAAUGAAAUCUCUGUCUCCUUCAUUGGAGAACAUGGAAUCGACCAAGGAGCGCUUCGUAAAGAGUUCUUCACAGAAAUGAUUCGUGGAAUAGAGAUGUCUUUAUUUGAUGGAGAUGGGGAAAGGGGAAAAACCCCAAAAUACAGCCUGUGUGAUUACCAAGAGAACCACUUCAAGACUUGCGGGGAGAUCUUUGCAGCAAGUAUCGUGCAGGGGGGGCCUGCACCAAACUUUAUCUCCAGGUGGUGCUAUCAAUACCUCUGCCAUGGAGAAUUCAACAAAGACGCUAUCCCAGAUGAAGUGACAGAUUCAGAUCUGAAAAAUCUGAUUGGAGAGGUGGAAAGAGCGGAAGAAGAAGAACUUUUUGCCUUAUCAGAUCAAGUUAUGGCAUGUGGAUACACCGGGCCAAUAACUGUCGAUCACAAACACACAAUCACAAAAGCCAUUGCUUUGCAUGCACUGUUGAGACUUACACCUAUAUUGAGCCAGCUCCGUGAGGGACUACAGCUAUAUGGGCUGAAUGAGGUGUUAAAACACCAUGAGGACCUAUGCGAGCAACUGUUUGUCCCGGGCCACCUGAAGAAAGUGGGUGCUGACUUCCUUGUCUUGGCUCUUUCACCCAACUUCAGUGAAGAAGGGUCCAUAAGACAGCAAAGAGAGAUGCAGGUCAUCAACUUCCUGCAAGAUUUCUUGCAAAAUCUGGAGGAUAAAGAAGACUGCCAAGAAGAGGGGAAUCUUGGACAUGGGAGCCAAGAUGGAACAACCACAAGGGAACCUCAGUCUGUUGGAGCAUUCCUGCAGUGGGCCACAGGACAGGCCCACAUACCACUGAUUGAGUCUGAAAAGGAGGGGUUCAAAAUUAUUGUUAACUUUGAGCAUGACUGUGAGUCCCGUUACGGACCACACAGGCAUCUCGUCACUUCCCGCCUCGACUACUGCAACUCUCUUCUCUUUGGUGUCCCCCACAAGCUCUACGUAAACUUCAACUGGUCCAGAACUCAGCAGCCCGCAUCAUCACCAGGACCCCCUCCUUCCACCAGGACCCCCUCCUUCCACCACAUCACUCCUGUUCUUCUGCAGCUUCACUGGCUUCCCGUUAAGUUCAGAUCCACCUUUAAAAUCCUUCUGCAUACCUAUAAGGCCAUCCACAACCUCUCUCCCCCCUACCUGUCUGACCUCAUCCACAUCGCCACUCCCUCCCACUUCCUCAGGUCCACCUCCUCCAUCCACCUCACUGUUCCCUCUGCCCACCUCAAAACCAUGGGGGGCAGAGCUUUCAGUCGCUCUGCUCCCCGACUCUGGAACUCUCUUCCCCCAGAAAUCAGGAACACCGACAGCUUCAUCCUGUUCAAGUCCAGGGGUCCGUUUCAAGAAGCGGGUUUUGUGGAAACUCUGAGUAUGUUAACCCUGAGUUUGGGGAAACUCUGA
Molecule: messenger RNA, 3229 nt
Organism: Melanotaenia boesemani (Boeseman's rainbowfish)
Lineage: Eukaryota; Metazoa; Chordata; Actinopteri; Atheriniformes; Melanotaeniidae
Exons: 18
Coding region: 674-3229 (851 amino acids)
Molecular function (GO): ubiquitin-protein transferase activity
Source: RefSeq, a predicted model, not a curated record